Messenger RNA from Sycon ciliatum, 3588 nucleotides. RefSeq lists its product as uncharacterized. Bases 1023 to 3371 code for a protein of 782 amino acids. The transcript has 16 exons. NCBI's taxonomy places the organism in Eukaryota, Metazoa, Porifera, Calcarea, Leucosolenida, Sycettidae. The record is from RefSeq and is a predicted model, not a curated record.
AGUACUCAUGCAAUGUCACACUCUAGACUCUAGACUAGUCUAGAACAGACCGUUCACUGCCGUUGACGAAUCAUUCGCCCAGGCUAGAUUCAUACACACUCCGUAUCGGCGCAUUUUCUCGCAGUACCACGCCACGGAGGAGAAUCGGAUGGAGACUGACUUGAAAGUUGAAGAAGACGAGGAAGACGAAAAGUGCCUCGAUAGUCAUCACGGUUAUCUCCUAUGUCUAGAUGAGAAUCAUGGAGAACGAGCACUGAACGUCUGAAGAGUGAAGACUGGUAGUGAGUGAAACAGACUCAGUAGUAGCUUUCGCGUUGGCAAUACUAGCUCAGUGGCCUUUGUACACUGUACAUGGUGCGAGCGUUCUGUUCACACGUCUGCAAGCUGCUAGACCUUACACAUCCUCCCGCCAGCGCUAGUCUCCAACAGUCCAAGUCACUCGGACCGUGGACUGGAGAAGGGCCAGGGCUAGGGCUGAGCUUUGUGCAUGUUCAGCGUUACACGUAACGCGUGUCUCCUGUUGGACUAGGUCUACGUAACUGCAGUAGCCUCUAUCUCUGUGCUAAGGUCCCUAGCUACACGUCUCCCCACUUGGGUCGGUUUUGUGAAGCUGGAGUCGAACAUUUCGUUUUUGCCUAGGUGUUGCGGCGUUCUGGUUGAGACAGACGGAUGAGUUUUGUGGUAGUUUCUUGGCACGAAUAGACAGCCUGAGUACAGCGACCAGUCAGCGACGGACAAGCAGCAAAGUGGUACUGGCUGUUGGACUGCCGGAACAUCUCGGAAGCAAACUACAACCAGAUCAGGAAGCGAGUCUCCACAAGCUGAUAGAGUUAUUUGUGGAGCGAGUAACGAUUCUGUGUAGGCGUUUUUUGUGGGCUGCACUAGCACUAUCGCUGAGUAUUCCCCGAACAGGGCGUGCAAAGAAACGGGAACUCGUUCUCCCAAGUUAGCUCCAGACAAAGGGAGGGAACAACUUGCCUGCAGCACAUGUUGUUCAACUUCGAGCAGUGAAGGUUUACAUCAUGGCGACGUGGUGUUCUAAGCACCGCACAACAUUGCAGAAGCCGAUGAGACUGCACGCAGUGGUUCGUUACUGCGUGCACGUAUCAUGUAUCGUCGCUUUCAUCAUGGCGGCCGGUGUGGAACUAUGCCAUGCGCAUGAUAUCAACAUAACCACGCCGUCUCCUGUUGGUGAUAUGACGACUCAUGAUACACCAGUGACAUCAUCACAUCAUUGUCAUGUGACCUGGCCACGUCGAAGCAAUGUCUGUGGACCAUUUGCGGUCAAUACUGACAUACUCGAGGAAGAAGGCAAGUUUGAACCCAUGCCUGUGUUAGCAUCGUACUGCGAUCACAUCGGUGCACCAAGACUACCGGAUGGUCAACUGCAGGUUACUGGAAGUGUGAAGAACAUACAUUUAGAAAUUCUCUGGGCACCUCCGUUACACAACUUGCAUCUGGUAAUCGGCUAUCGUGUGGAGAUCUGGGAAGAUUUUGAGGCGGCGAGCAGAUCUCGGAGUAUUGUAGUCCAGUACGACUUGUCCUCGAAUAAAGUCAUGGGCUCAUCAGGGAGUCUGGCAUCAUUGAAGAUUACGACCUCGGCUCAAGUAUGUUCAGCUCAUGUUACAGCUGCUGAACACGGUCAGUGCGUUGUAUCUCGCCAACUCUUCUCAUCUUUUUAUCUCAACGAAGAGAACAAAGGACUUCAUGUCGUUAUCACGUCCCUUCCAUUUUCUGAAGGAAACCAUCAACAGCACCAGCAAACUGUGGCCAAGCUGAAAAUGCCCACUUGUAGAAGUCUUCACUGUCCAAGAUUUCAAGUUUCAACUUCAACAUGCCCGUUCUCUUCAGUAUCACAAUUGAGCGACCAGAUCUGCCAUUGCCCUCCUCUUCCCCUGACCAUGGCAACCGUUCAAGCUCUCGUCUCCCAUAACAACACAAUCUACUUGUGGAUGAGGAAGCCAUCCGAUGAUAUCUUCAUAUCAGAAGGAGAGCUCAAGUUUGUAGUGUGUAUUCUACUCGUCAGACGUCCGAGACAACAUGGUGGUCGACCAUGUGAUGUUUCACAUGAAGUGAAGGCCAAGGAUUAUGUGAACAUAUCCUUCAGUGGUUUGUUGGAUGACGACAACACGGAGCACGCUAGUAUAUCGAUUAUUCAUCGUCGCUAUGACCCCACCUAUCGACUCCACCAUCUAGAUAGUCCUCAAGUCGUUCUAAACGUGAGACCUCACAGACCAACAACAACGCAAGCUGCCACCAGCAGCCAUCCUGGUAUCUCCAUGGUGACACCAGCGAACCAAUCAUCGAAUGCUGACAAGUCUCAACCCGUUGACCGUCGAUGGUUUGAUCUGGGGAACGAGGCAGCAUCGUCGUUACACACGGGAACAGUACAAGCACCAAUCUUAGCAGCAACUGUAAGUUCAGGUGCAGUAAUACUGACGGUGAUAGUUGCUAUGAUGUUAGUGCUGUACACCCGUCAUGUUCAACGCAGCAAGGCAUACCCUCUACCAGAGAUUACCCGCAAGAUGCUGUCUAAUCGUGUAAUUCGUCAGCGCCUCAUGAAGCUUAUCAACCCUGAAUCUCUCAUCACCUACCUUAUCCAUGAAGGUCAUCUAGUGACAGACUCUCACUUUGCACAUUCUGUCAGGUCUGGCAAGACUAGAGUAGAAUCUGCAAGAUCUGUUAUCAAGAUGAUGAAGACUUGCGAUGACAAGACGUUUGAUGCCAUUCGUAAAUAUUUUCGCUUUGGACCAGUGAUGCUGGACUGGGAGCAAUUAUCCGAUGCAGAGUCUUUAUCCGCUGAUCAUGAUAUGCCUCCUCCAGCUGUGUUUGACAAGGUCAACCCAUCCCUGUCAGUAAGUAGUCAUAGCAACUACCCCAGAAGAGUGUACAUCACUUACUCGCGUUACCCUGACAACCUGAAACAGACUAUAGUACACUUUGCCACAGUACUUCUAAACUGUGGUGUUGAUGUAGUGCUUGAUCAGUUCUGUCAGGAUGAUGUGGCCGAUUGUAUCACUGGCUGGGUAGAUGAACAUUUUCCAAGUGCUCAUUUCGUGAUUGUUGUCCUCUCCGCUAAGCAUCCGCUGAAUCUCAGUCCCGAUGCUCUGCGUUCUCUUGCUGGAAAUGAAGAUUUCAUUAUGUCCAUGCAUGAAACGCAUCUGCUGAAAAACAGUGCAAUUGCCGGACGCGAAAACUUCAUCAUUCCCGUCUAUUUUGGGUAUGGACCAUGUCCACAGAUGAAUAUUCCCUUGAUGUUGCGAAACAAAACAGUGUAUACUGUAUCCCCACAGUGUAAUCACAAUGAUCGCGGUCUGCAGCUCCUUGUCAACAGGCUAUACCAAGUAAAAAUGAUUACAUCAUCACUAUAGCUCUGCUUUCUCUCUGAUGUUGUAGCAUGAUGUCAUCUUUUUUGGCUUUGCUGCUGAAAGCAUUUUUGUGCAUUUGAUCACCCCGUUGCUGCUGGUCAAACAUCCUUCUGUUACCAUGGCAGCUGUGCACGUUGUAAACUCACUGCAAUAGUCUUGUCCUAAACUAGCUAUAAUGUACUUGCGAAUAUUUGAAUGCUGCUUGUCAUCACUGGGGGAG